AUGCCCUGCGCGGGAGAGCGCCCGCUCCCGCGGGCCUCGAAACCCCAGGCGUCCGUUCUUUUUGUUGCUGCCGUUGCAGCCUUCUUCUACAUUUUCUGUGAACAAAUUGAAGCUGCUUUCUAUGGGCCACCCAACAACAACCCAUACACGUUAGGGGGCCAGCCGUGGCCCCCAGCCCCCGGUCUGAUGCAGGGGGGCCAACCGCAGUAUCCGCAUCCAGCCCCCCCCAACAGAAGCAACAGCCGCCCCUUUGUUGGGCCGCCGGUACAGCAAGCUCCAGGACUGGCGAAUACGGGCCCCAUGGGAGGAUUCAGAUUGCCUGCAGGUGCAGGUGCUGCGGCUUUCCCGCCGAGGACUGCAUCCACUGGGACAGCAAGAGUACCUUUUGCGCCAACACUGCCAUUUUCUUCCUCAGUUGGAACGAUGCAACCACAGAUGCAGCAGCAAAUGCCCCAGCAGCCGCAGCUGCCCCAGCUACAGUAUCAGCAACAGCAGCCACCGCAACCGAGCUUGCUGCAACAGCCUCUACAGUACCCUCAGCCUAUGCAGCAGCCGCUCAUGCAACAGGCGCAGGAUCAAUCUCAGCGGUUUUCUCAGGGACCAGUUCUCUUGUCAAUGCAGGGCAAAGGGCAACCCGGUGUUAUUUCCUCUAUAUUCGGACCUCCGCAGUCAAGUGCUCCUGCUGGUGGUGGUUCUGCUGCUGGAGUUCAGGGUGCUCAAGGAGGCAUUCAACAGCAGCAUGAACAGCAGCAAGAACGGUUGCACGUUGGGGGAGGGGCGGGUUACUUGAAUUUGUCUGAUGGUGGUGCUUCCAAGAGACCCCAGUAUGGUUCAGCGGCAGAAGCUGCGCCAGGCAGCAGGUCAACAGACACCUCAAAGCCCAGCACCCGCAGCAACGGAGUCUUCAGCGCUUGGAAGGACGCUCAGCCAAAUUCCGUGCAGGUGAUUGCCGUUGGUGACUCUGCCUUGUUUCAAGGGCUGUGCAUUGGGGACCCGAAGCCGAACGACCCGCGAAUGCCUUGUGGAGCGGCGUACCCUGGAAUGGCGGCCCUGGCGCUGCAGUUAUCUUUGGGGCCUCCUGAGGCAGAAGGUUCAUCGCAAGGCGGUGAAGGCAUACCUAGGAGGCCUGCGGUGCUGCUGUCCACUUCAGCACGAGAUGGAGUUGAAGCCGCCAGCAGAUUCUCGGACCGUCUGCUGGAGAGAGCGUGGAUUGCAAGUGGAAACCACAGCAGCAACAGCAGCAGCAGCAGCAACAAUGUUUGCGAUCUGCGCGGCAGGGAGUCUGUCGACUGGGGCGCGGGGCCGAUUUCCUUCUACACGAGGAACACAGCAAGCCGGGAGGCAAUUGCCCUCAUGUCUGCCAUCGGCGAGGUGCUGGCGAGCAGCAGCAGCAACGGCGCAUCUGAAAAUCCCUCGAAGCUGAUAUAUUUGGGCAGCUCUCGCACCUCAGAGUACGCUACGAUUGCUUCUCUCAUGGCAGCUGAUCCAGACAACAUGUUGGGAGCUUACCUCAGUGUUGCUGCGGAGGUGAACAGCACAAGCAGAAAAAAUAGGAAAAUGAACGGCCACGGCCACCAGUCAAAAAGUAAAGGGCGGGAAUUCAUAUUCAGGCGGGAAGGCCGUUCGAGCCGAGCUGUGCGUCUGGAUUUCACAGUGACAGUGGGAGUUCCUCGUCCGUUUGAGGCUUCUUCUCGUCGGGUGCCUCAGGAGUUGAAGGUGGCAGUGGGCGUGGAAAUAGCAAGAAAGAUGCGGGAGGUUGUGGAUGGUUAUCUGGAGGAGGUGUUCGAUGAGAUAAGCGGAGAUGCAGGGAAGCGGCCGGCAGCUGAGCUGCCCAUUGUCUUCUUGCAGGUUCAGAAAAUGCGGACAGUCAGAGCUUCAACUGUACGGGUUGUGAAGGUCGAAUUAACAGCCCACAGUGGAGAUCCCAUGAGGGGCCUCGGCAUUCCUGUUGUGCUGUACACUACUUCAGUCGGCGCCUCUUGUACUUCAGUCGGCGCCUCUUGGUCAGCGUAUGUUUUAGGCCAUGUGAAGAGCCCCGGCCUGACAAGGCUCCUUCGCCAGACCAUCGUCGACGUGCGAUCUCUGGGUCCGCUGCACCAAGAUGCUUUCGGCGGCUAUGUGGCUGCGCUUCGAGAAGAUGUCGGGCGCCUUCACCAGUGGCUGCGGCGCAUGGGCCCCAGCUGGCCGAUAACUCGGAGUGUACGGUCUCUAUUAGAGUUGCUGCUGCGAUCGAACGAGGACGCGGCUGAAAAGCAGGAGAUCUGCAGAGCAGCAGCUGAGUCGCUCAACUUGCCAGUGGAGGAUCCUUUGCUGAGCUUCGCUGAUAUGUUUUGUCAGACGUUCCCUCAAACUUAUUUCCCUCAUUCAGCAGCGAAGGAAGAACUGGAGGCGUACAGCCUGCGGGUCGGGCUGGCACUUUAUCAACUGCUGGGCGGCGGAGAAGAAGAGGGCGAAGGAGACGAUGCUGAACGCGCAGCGCACUCGCUAGCAGAGUUUGAAGAAACCAUGGGGCUGCGGCGGCGGCGGCUGUCUAAUGCAGAUGAUUCAGGGGAAGACGAACUUAGCCUGUAUGGAGGCAGCUGGCCAGUGGCACGCCCAUUCGAAGACGUCAUGAGCAGCCACAGCGAAGGAGGUGAACCUGAAAUCGAGGAAGGGGGAAACCGAGAUGAAGGCUCUGCAGUGGCAGAUGAGGGAUUUAGCAGGGCAGACGGCAGCCCUUCACCCUCUGCUUCUCGCACCAGAGACCCUGAUGAGGUAAGAGAUCUCCCUAGACCGUCGAUGGAAGUCACAGUCCCACAGGCCUCGUCGCUCUUUCUGCAGGCGCAGGAGGAGCAUCCGGAGCAGCAGCAGCAGCCGCAGGAGCAAUUGCAACAGCAGCAGCAGUAUCAGCAGCAGCAGCAGCCGCUGCAACAGCAGCAGCAGCAACAGCAGCUGCUGCUGCAACAGCAGCAGCAGCUGCAACAGCAGCAGCAGUAUCAGCAGCAGCAGCUGCUGCAACAGCAGCAGCAGCUGCAACAGCAGCAGCAACAGCAGCAGCAGCUGCAGCAGCUGCAACAACUGCAGCAGCUGCAACAGCAGCAGCAACAGGAGGGGCAGCAGCUCGAUGACGCUGCAGAGGCGGGGGGAGAGGAAGGUGCAGCAGAUGCUGCGGACUUACUCAGCAGCUUACAGCUGGGCAGGACAGCUGUGAGUGGACAGAGAGUGCCAGCAGGUCCUUUCACGCCAUCUGUUUCUACAGAAGCUGGUGCGUUGCCAGCGGAGGAGCAGCCGCUGCAACACAGGGGAGGCAGCAAGGCAACGCACGGUGCGGCAGCAGAGCCCGCAGGGGAGAAUUUAAGACGAGGACCGGGGCUGCGGACGCAGCAACAACAAUUCCCCCGCCGCGCCAGCUCUAUUGAGGAGCAGGGCCGCAUGCCAGAGCGGCAAGAUACGCUCCAGCUGCAGCAGCACCAGCAGCAGCAGCACCAGCAGCGGCAAGAGGGCGUUGUCGUGUUCGCGCCUCCCAAGCAUGAGAAGGAGGAUCAGAGCACCGCUGCCUCCCACAACAAGAGUGCAGCUUCUCUGAUGGGAGACGUUUCGUCGUAUGAAGCGGAGGAGCCUUCAGAAACUUCAUCCUCUGCUGUGCUCUUCCCUGGCGUCAACACCGCUCACGAGGGCGAUGCAGCAACACGGCAUAAGCUGCGCCAGCUGCUGCAGCAGGGAGGUCAGCGGCCUUACUUUGGGGCGUACAAGUACACAGCAGAGGAGAACGAAAAUAUAAGGCUUUGCGGUAUGCUGGAAGAACGGUACGGGAGUUUGUUUAUGAAUCUUCUGAGGUUUCUCCUCACUGAGCAGAUGCUGGAAGUGCUUAUGAGGGUGGCUGCGUGGCACGCGCUGCCUCAUGAACAGGAAGAUUUGUGCAAAGACCGCAGAUUUUCACUGUUCGUCCAAACUACAGACCCGGCAAGGGAUUGA
Molecule: messenger RNA, 3954 nt
Organism: Eimeria acervulina
Lineage: Eukaryota; Apicomplexa; Conoidasida; Eucoccidiorida; Eimeriidae
Exons: 9
Coding region: 1-3954 (1317 amino acids)
Biological process (GO): regulation of gene expression; establishment of mitotic sister chromatid cohesion; establishment of protein localization to chromatin
Cellular component (GO): Scc2-Scc4 cohesin loading complex
Molecular function (GO): chromatin binding
Source: RefSeq, a predicted model, not a curated record